AUGUCAUUUGAGAUUCUUGUUGGUACGAACGGGGUACCAGGGAUCUGUACAUUGCUGGGCGGAUUCGUGUUAUUCUUUGGCUUUGUCUCGCUAAUCAUCAAAGAGUGGCUUUAUCUCUCAGAGAGUCUGCUAGCUACUCUUAUCGGAGUCCUGUUUGGUCCCUAUGCUAUCAACCUCAUGGACCUGGGCGCAUUGGGCGUCGAUGUGUCGAAUAUCACAUUCCAGUUCGCUCAGAUCGUUAUUGCCAUCCAGAUCAUCAAUGCUAGUAUAACACUUCCCAACUUCUUCUGGAAGACAAAUUGGAAGGCAUUGUUUAUAUUGUAUGUGCCAGUCAUGAUCUACAUGUGGUUGAGCACUGCAUUGCUGGUUUGGCUGAUACUUGGACUGGAAGUCUGGGACUGUAUGAUUGUGGCUGCGUGUCUCGCUCCUACUGAUCCGGUAUUGGCCAACAGUAUAAUCAAUGGUAAAUUUGCAGACAUGCAUGUUCCUAUUGCUAUCAGGUGGCUACUGUCUGGUGAAAGUGCUGGUAAUGACGGUGCUGGUCUCCCAUUUUUUGCUCUCGGAGUUCAAUUCCUGCGGCAUGGCACGACUUCCGAAGCUCUAAAAUAUUGGUUUCUACAGACUAUAUUGUACGAAAUUGGGUGUGGUAUUGUGCUAGGAGCUGUAAUAGGAUACACAGCGAACAUGCUGCUCAAAAUAUCGGAAGGAAGAGGGUGGAUUGAUAAGAGAUCUUUUCUGAGCUUUGAAAUUGCACUGGCGCUCUUUACUGUUGGAUUAGCAACGAUUCUAGAUGUUGCAUCAUUCCUUGCUGUCUUUGCCACUGGUCUAGUAUUCGCUUGGGAUGGAAGGUUUACUGAAGAAACUGCCGAAGCUCAUGUACAAGAAGUCAUUGAUUCUCUUGUCAAUUUGACCUUCUUUGUGUAUUAUGGAUCAAUUAUACCGUGGACUGAGUUUAACACGGCACUUGUACCUAUUGGGAAGCUUGUUGGGUUUUCUAUUGCUGUCCUGAUAAUACGAAGAAUGCCCAUAAUCACUGCCCUACACCGAUGGUUACCGCCGCUAAUGACUAUCAAAGAGGUCGGCUUUUAUGGAUGGUUUGGGCCAAUCGGAGUAGGAGCUCUUUGGUACGCUGCACUCUUUCGGAGUGAGUUUCCAGAAAAAGCUUACAUCGUCGCCAUUGUCGACUUUGUGGUACUUUCCUCCGUUGUUGCUCAUGGAAUGACCCUACCUCUCUUCCAAAUGACUGUAAUGACUCUCUCGACGAUUUCAGCACGACGAGAUAUUCGAGCACCAUCAUGGCCAAUGGGAAUACCCAUAACAACGGAUAUCAUAUCCUCACCGAUAUCACGACCUGACUUGCCCAGAAACCCGGCCGACGAGAAACACCUUGGUGCAAACGGUGAUGCACCUUUUAUCGUUGGCAGUGCCGAUACAGUAAAUAAUGAAUUUGCAAGAGACAGUGCCAGCCCAACUGGGUCUGCGAUAAUACCUAUAGAAGAGGAUGAUAUAGGUGGUGUACCAAUGGAGCAUUCCAACACACAGCACAGCGUAGCUUUUGGCAUACCGCUGACAACCGUGGGACGAACGACUUCGAAUGCUUCCGCUACAGGAUCUGGUAUAUUAAAGAACGUGAACUGGAUUGGUCCGAUAGCGGGUGAUGGAGGGGACGAAUCGUUGCAAAUCAAUACUAUUAUGAAUCGCUCAUCAUACGAGAAUGCAAUGGAUAUGCCUCCAGGUGGGUUUGGAAUCCCAUUAUCAAGAUUUGAUAAUACAGGAAUGUCUAGCGGCGGGUUUGCCAACUUGUUUGGUCGACGAACUAGAAUUACUGGGUUUGGUGGUAGUAGUAGUAACAGUAGUGCUAAUUCGGACAGACAGACAUCUCCGAGACGGCGUCCAAAUCGGCAGUCUGAGGAUGAUGGUGAUGUAGCAGUGGAUAGGAUUGAAGAAGAACGAGGUUCUUCAGAUGAAAAUGGGUCGCCGGAACGCCAAGGACGAUGGAGUUUGAGGACGUUGAGAAAGUAA
Molecule: messenger RNA, 2022 nt
Organism: Synchytrium microbalum
Lineage: Eukaryota; Fungi; Chytridiomycota; Chytridiomycetes; Synchytriales; Synchytriaceae
Exons: 12
Coding region: 1-2022 (673 amino acids)
Biological process (GO): proton export across plasma membrane; sodium ion export across plasma membrane; regulation of membrane potential
Cellular component (GO): plasma membrane
Molecular function (GO): sodium:proton antiporter activity
Source: RefSeq, a predicted model, not a curated record